Molecule: messenger RNA, 2636 nt
Organism: Haliotis rufescens (red abalone)
Lineage: Eukaryota; Metazoa; Mollusca; Gastropoda; Lepetellida; Haliotidae
Product: protein white-like
Exons: 20
Coding region: 174-2252 (692 amino acids)
Biological process (GO): transmembrane transport
Cellular component (GO): plasma membrane
Molecular function (GO): ATP binding; ABC-type transporter activity; ATP hydrolysis activity
Source: RefSeq, a predicted model, not a curated record
UAGUGAAUGGUAACUAAACAACACGUGUAGGAAAAUGUGACGUUUGGAUUGAUCUAGGUCAAUACUCCCAUCUCGUUGUGGAUCAGACAGUCGGGUACGCUAGCUGGUGUCUUCGAGGCUGUGGAGAAAGUUUGCAGAAUUUAACAAAGAUUUCCAAUAACUGACCGUCCAGGAUGUCGGCGAGUGAGAAAGUUCCUCUCCUUAAGGAGGACACUGCGAGGGACAGCCAUGUAUAUGUCAAUGUUCCACCAAGGGGGCAGUCUGAGACCCCAAUUGAUGGAUCAUUGGAAGUCAGAGAAAACAAAAUUUACGAGCCCUACAUUGCAAAAAGACGAGAACAGUCCCAUCAUAGGAAAAGCUACAGUGAAGGGGUGGAUCCCAUCCAUCUGUCGUGGGAAAAUGUUAAUGUUUAUGUGAAAUCGGAGAGAAAGAAGUGUUGUGGUGGAGGUUCGGAAGCAGUCAAACAGAAACAGAUAUUACGCAACGUGACAGGAAUGGUGAAGCCGGGGUCACUUCUUGCUAUUAUAGGGGCCAGUGGUGCUGGCAAGUCAACUCUAAUGAAUGUUCUGACAAACAGAAAUGUUGCACAAUAUAUCGUAGAAGGAGGAAUAAAAGUCAACGGUGUGGAUGUUGGGCGGGGCAUCAAGAACAUCUCCGCCUACGUCCAGCAGGAUGAACUCUUCAUUGGCACUCUCACUGUCAAAGAACAUCUCAUAUUCAGGGCCCUACUGAGGAUGGACAGGAGCCUGAAGAAGAAGGCGCGGUUACAGAGAGUGGAGGAGGUGAUUGUAGAGAUGGGCCUGAGCAAGUGUGUGGAUACACAGAUCGGGACGCCAGGCCGGACCAAGGGCAUCUCAGGUGGUGAGAUGAAGAGACUGUCCUUCGCUUCAGAGGCGCUGACCAACCCCCCACUGAUGUUUUGUGAUGAGCCGACAUCGGGGCUCGAUUCUUUCAUGGCCCAGAACAUUGUCCAGACCCUCCAGAACAUGGCGUCCAAGGGCAGAACCAUCCUGUGUACCAUCCAUCAGCCGUCCUCAGAGGUCUUUGCCAUGUUUGACGAGGUUUUACUCCUGGCGGAAGGGAGGACAGCAUUCAUGGGUUCAUCUAAAGAUGCCUUUGACUUCUUCUCAAGCCGGGGCCACCCCUGCCCUCAAAACUACAACCCUGCAGACUUUUAUGUGCUUACAUUGGCCAUUGUGCCAGGCAGAGAACCAGAGUGUCGGGAGAAAGUGGAGCAACUGUGUGAUGCUUUCAAUGGCAGCGAGACCUAUGAGAAGAUGAAGACAAACAUCAAGGAUGUCAACAGCAUCGCUCAGGACCAAACUUCUUCGGUUGUGUUCGAAGAUGCUUUUUCCAAUGGAAAUGACAGGUAUCAGAUUUCGUGGAUACGGCAGUUCGGAACGGUUCUGUGGAGAAGUUGGGUCAGUGUGUUCCGGGACGCCAUCUUGUUCCGUAUCAGGGUCCUUCAGACGUUGCUGAUUGCUGUGGUGCUGGGGCUGAUCUACCUCAAUCAGGUAUACGACCAGGAGGGCGUCAUGAACAUCAACGGUGCUCUCUUCCUCCUCAUCACCAACGCCUCUUUCAGCAGCAUGUUCUCUGUCGUCAAUUCUUUUCCUAAUGAGAUCGCCAUCUUUAUGAGGGAGUAUGGGAGCGGCUUAUAUCGAGUUGAUGUCUACUACUUGGCAAAAACAUUUGCAGAGCUGCCAACCUUUGUGUUCCUGCCCUGGCUGAUGGUGCUAGUCCUCUAUUGGAUGAUAGGGCUGUACAAUGAUGCUGUCACCUUCUUGAUAACUUCUGGAGUUGUUAUACUUGUAGCCAAUGUGGCAGUAUCUUUUGGCUACCUCAUCUCCACAGUAUCGGGCUCCGUGAACAUCGCUCUCGCCAUUGCACCCCCGUUACUCAUCCCCUUCAUGUUGUUUGGUGGACUCUUCCUCAAUAAUGGCUCAGUCCCCGUGUACUUCAUCUGGCUCAAGUACCUCUCAUGGUUCCAAUAUGCAAAUGAGGUCCUGUCUGUCAACCAGUGGGAAAAUGUCGACCAUCUAGAGUGUGGCGGUAACAACGGUACUUUCCCCGGCAACGGCACCGAUGGGCCUCAGCGGUGCUACAAGGAUGGCAAAGAUGUCUUGAACUACCUCAACUUCUCUAAGGACAACGUGGUCCUAGAUCUGGGGCUGAUGUGUGCACUGCUGGUUGGAUUCCGCUUCCUCUCGUUCCUCGUGCUCCUCAUCAAGGCACGGAGGUCAAAGUCUUAGACAGGUGGAGAUUCCACUUGGUGUCGGCGCUGUCGGACAAAUCAUCAUCUAGACACCCACAAAGUCAAACCAAUCACAACUUGUGGUGUCCUUUGUUGUGCAAUUGAAUUCUGUGAUUUCACAGUGGACUUGAGAUACAGGGAAAAUAUAAGUAUUUAGAAAAAUGACUGUCAAAAUGACGAAUGUCAUUUGUUUACCACUGUUAUGUCUUCUUCAAAGAUCAGUCUCUUUAAAAUCAGAUGUGUUACUGCAAUACUAUACCUUCUCAUGCUUUCAACUUCUUGGUAUGACUGAGUGAAGUAUUUAGAAAUAUCUGAUUUCUAUAUAUCGAAAAUGAAUUAAACCGACAAGUACCGAAUUUAGAUAAAUAGGGCAGCAGUAUUA